UCUCCCCUCUUGGAAGAGGGUCUCAGAGCCUCCAAAAAUGGUCGUAUCUCUGAGACUACCUUCUCUGAGCUCGCUCUUCUCGCCCUCCAUCUCCCGCCGUUACCCGUCAGUUCUCCGCCGUCGCCACCACCUCCGUCCGCCGCCUUCCUCCGCAAGUUUCUCAGCUCAGAGCACUGCGCCGGCGACCGACGUCGUCGACAGUCGGAAGAGCAACCAGAAAGUCCAGGACGGCGGCGUCACUCCUCGGUCACAGGACUUCAAUGCUUGGUACCUCGACGUCAUUGCAAAUGCGGAGCUUGCAGAUUACGGUCCGGUUCGCGGAACCAUGGUGAUUCGUCCCUACGGCUAUGCUAUCUGGGAAGCCAUUCAGGAUUAUCUGAAUGUGAAAUUCAAGGAGACUGGUCACAGUAAUAUGUAUUUCCCACAGCUUAUACCAUACUCGUUUAUAGAGAAAGAAGCUAGUCAUGUUGAGGGUUUCAGUCCUGAAUUAGCACUGGUGACAAUUGGAGGAGGGAAGGAGCUUGAAGAAAAGCUUGUGGUUCGACCGACAAGUGAAACGAUAGUGAAUCAUAUGUUCACUCAGUGGAUUCAUAGCUACCGUGAUCUUCCGCUUAUGGUUAACCAGUGGGCAAAUGUCACAAGAUGGGAGAUGCGGACGAAACCUUUUGUGAGGACUCUUGAAUUUCUCUGGCAGGAAGGCCAUACUGCUCAUGCCACUCCAGAGGAGGCGGAAAAAGAGGCUAUACAGAUGAUUGACGUAUAUACAAAAUUUGCUUAUGAGGAAGCUGCAAUACCUGUUAUUGCAGGUCGAAAAUCAAAAGUGGAAACAUUUGCUGGUGCUGUUAGGACCUACACAAUAGAGGCUAUGAUGGGUGAUCGGAAGGCAUUGCAGGCUGGAACCAGCCACAAUCUUGGGCAGAAUUUCUCUCGUGCCUUUGGAACACUGUUUACUGAUGAAAGUGGACAGAGGCAACAUGUUUGGCAGACUUCCUGGGCUGUGAGUACCCGUUUUGUUGGUGGUAUUAUAAUGACCCAUGGAGACGACACCGGUUUAAUGCUUCCCCCAAAGAUUGCUCCAAUACAGGUGGUGAUCGUACCCAUUUGGAAGAAGGAAGAUGAUAAAGCAGGAGUUCUCAAUGCUGCAUCAUCUGUAAAGGAUGCACUGCAUACUGCUGGGAUUAAAGUUAAACUCGAUGACACUGAUCAAAGAACCCCAGGAUGGAAAUUUAAUUUCUGGGAGAUGAAGGGAGUCCCUUUAAGGAUUGAAAUUGGUCCUCGUGAUGUAUCAAGCCAGAGCGUGGUUGUAUGCAGAAGAGAUGUUCCUGGAAAGCAAGGGAAGGUUUUUGGAAUAUCCAUGGAGCCUUCAAUUUUGGAGGCUUAUAUCAAGGACAAGUUGGAUGAGAUCCAGUCAUCUCUUUUGGGACAAGCAACAUCAUUUCGUGAUGGCAAUAUUGUGGAUGUGAGCUCAUAUGAUGAACUCAAAGUUGCAAUCUCCCAGGGAAAAUGGGCAAGAGGUCCUUGGUCAGCUAGUGACAAAGAUGAGUUGAAGGUGAAAGAAGAAACAGGGGCAACCAUAAGGUGUUUUCCUUUUGACCAGCCGCAUGGGAUUAAAACAUGUUUGAUGACUAGCAAUCCUGCAGAGGAAGUUGCCAUUUUCGCAAAGUCAUACUAAGUUUCUUGGUUUUCACUUGGAACGCCCAAACGGUGUUUACUGCACAGAGACUACUUGUGGUCUGUUUUGUCAAACUUUCUUCUUAUAGACUUGUAGUGGAUUACAGCAAGUGAUGUAACAUAACAAUUGCUAUGAAAUGUCGAAGAGGUUCUUUGCUAA
Molecule: messenger RNA, 1831 nt
Organism: Rosa rugosa (rugosa rose)
Lineage: Eukaryota; Viridiplantae; Streptophyta; Magnoliopsida; Rosales; Rosaceae
Product: proline--tRNA ligase, chloroplastic/mitochondrial
Exons: 11
Coding region: 38-1672 (544 amino acids)
Biological process (GO): prolyl-tRNA aminoacylation
Cellular component (GO): aminoacyl-tRNA synthetase multienzyme complex; cytoplasm; chloroplast stroma
Molecular function (GO): ATP binding; proline-tRNA ligase activity
Source: RefSeq, a predicted model, not a curated record